Molecule: messenger RNA, 681 nt
Organism: Chrysochloris asiatica (Cape golden mole)
Lineage: Eukaryota; Metazoa; Chordata; Mammalia; Afrosoricida; Chrysochloridae
Gene: CLRN3
Product: clarin 3
Exons: 3
Coding region: 1-681 (226 amino acids)
Source: RefSeq, a predicted model, not a curated record
AUGCCUACAAAGAAGAAAAUGCUCAUGUUCUUAUCGAGCUUUGUCGCAAGCCUUGGGUCUUUCGUUGUCAUUUGUUCCAUUCUUGGAACACAGGCCUGGAUAAGCAGCACGCUGAGCAUCCAUGACGACACUUUAAACGGAAGAGUGAUCAUCUCUUAUGGGCUUUUCCGUGGUAAGAGUAUUCAAGAAUUGGAUCAUGGACUGGCAGAAUCAGACAAAGAUUUUGAAGUUUUAGGUACGUUGAGCGGUUCUUCCCAAAAAACUCUGCAUUUGGUGAUUGUCCUGUUCCUGGCCCUGAGCUUGUUCACCUCAUUGCUGAGUUCGGGCUUUACCUUCUACAAUAGCAUCAGCAACCCCUACCAGACGUUCUUGGGAGCCACGGGUGUGUACACCUGGAAUGGCCUUAAUGCAUCCUUUAUUCUCCUCGCCAUGCUCCUAUUUGUGGGGAACACGCAGUUCAACCAAUUCUCAAAGACGCUGUCUCAGGCUCUCUACCCAACAAUUGUCCAUACUGGAGGGACCCACAGCUAUGGAUACUCCUUUUGGCUUUUACUGCUGGUCAUUCUUCUAAAUAUAGUUUCUGUGGCCAUCAUCAUUUUCUACCAGAGGGCCAGAUACCAGCGCAAGCAGGAACAGAGGAAGCCGAUGGAAUAUGCUCCGAGGGACGGGAUUUUAUUCUAA